Messenger RNA from Platichthys flesus (European flounder), 1328 nucleotides. RefSeq names its product aldo-keto reductase family 1 member D1-like. Gene Ontology annotation, cellular component: cytosol. Bases 112 to 1098 code for a protein of 328 amino acids. Gene Ontology annotation, molecular function: aldose reductase (NADPH) activity; Delta4-3-oxosteroid 5beta-reductase activity. Gene Ontology annotation, biological process: bile acid biosynthetic process. The record is from RefSeq and is a predicted model, not a curated record. Lineage: Eukaryota; Metazoa; Chordata; Actinopteri; Pleuronectiformes; Pleuronectidae. The transcript has 9 exons.
UGUCAAAGUGCAGCAGAACAGGAAUAAUCUUAUCGCUGUGACUGACGUACUCAACCCUGAGCUCUAGACCAGGACGCGUGCGGCUGUGACGGCUCCAAGAGUCACACUUUGAUGAGAAUGAACCUCACAGCUGAGAGCCACUCCGUUCCUCUAAGUGAUGGGAACAGCAUACCCUUGAUGGGACUGGGGACAUAUGGAGACCCUCGCACGACGCCUAAAGGAACUGCAUAUGAAUCCGUUAAAGUGGCCAUUGACAUCGGGUACCGGCACUUCGAUGGGGCUUUGGUCUAUUUCAACGAACAUGAGGUGGGACAAGCGAUAAGGGACAAAAUUGCAGAUGGAACCGUGAAGAGAGAAGACAUCUUCUACUGUGGGAAGUUGUGGAACACAUUCCAUCCUCCUGAAUUAGUGCGACCUGCACUUGAGCGAACAUUGAAGACGUUACAGCUGGACUAUGUUGACCUCUAUAUAGUGGAAAUGCCGACUGCCUUCAAGCCAGGGGAGACAUUCUACCCCAAAGAUGACAGUGGGAAAUAUAUCUAUCAUGAGACUGACCUCUGUGCAACAUGGGAGGCUUUGGAGGCUUGCAAAGACGCCGGGCUUGUGAAAUCUCUUGGAGUAUCCAACUAUAACAAGCGACAGCUGGAGCUGAUAAUGAACAAACCUGGGCUGAAGCACAAACCAGUCUCGAACCAGGUUGAAUGCCAUCCCUAUUUCACUCAGCCAAAGUUGCUUGAAUACUGCCGUGAGAAGGAUAUUGUCAUUGUGGGAUACAGCCCCUUGGGGACAUCCAGAGAUUCAUCCUGGGUGAACCUUAAAUGCCCGCCGCUGUUGGAAGAUGAGCUGCUGGUAUCGGUUGCCAAAAAGUACAACAAGACCACAGCCCAGGUGGCCCUGAGAUUCAACGCGCAGAGAGGAGUGGUGGUCAUCCCGAAGAGCUUCAACGCCGCUCGCAUCAAGGAGAACUUCCAGAUAUUUGACUUCUCUCUGACGGAGGCGGAGAUGAAGGCGAUUGAGGGGUUGAACAAGGAUAUCCGUUUCGUGGAGCUCCUCAUGUGGGCAGAUCAUCCAGAGUAUCCGUUCCAUGAUGAAUACUAGACACCACCGAUUUCAAGCUGGUUCAGUUCAUCAGGGGGGAUUUUCUCUCUCGUCUCAUGUUGUAUCUCUUUUUGUAACUGUCCACCUAUUUCUAUACACUGUACUAUUACAAAUGUAUUUGGUAAAUCUCCAUUCUGUGUUCUGCCUCAGUGUGUAGAGUAACACCUGUUACCCGCCACCCAUCUUUGUUACUGUGUAAAACCUGCCCAUUAAAAAGAUUUUUAAGCAAA